UCGUCCACAUCUCAGUGCGUGAGCAGACCGGACUGGCAGCCGCCGCGGCGGCCGGAAGUAAGGUUACCGGACCAGGUCGAGGCGACGAGAGCUCGCUCCAGGCAAGCGGCGGAGAAGCGAGCGGCGGAGAGGCGCCGGCGGGCGUGAACCUGACGAGGGCUCGCAUUGGAGGAGCGGCGGGCGGAGUUGAGGAGGCGGCGGCGGCGGCGGCGAGGAGGAACAAUUUAUUUUCGCCCACGACUCGGGCCAGGUCUUUUCAUCGCCAUCGCCGUAUGGAACGGACCUCAACUUACGAUUCCCUGCUCGGGACCUGGAGUAUUAUGGCGUCUGAUGGAGAAACUCCGACAGGCGCGGUCUUGGAUCGGUUCUUGUUACAUGCAUCUAGGUUGUAUGGAAGCGUGGAGAGCGUUCUCUGUGCUGGGGCAGCCAUUGGUUUAUGCUGGGCAGCGUGGCGGUACUACGAGCGCACCGUGUGCCUGCGCAGCUACGGUCGUGACAUGACCGCCUGCAGCAAACAGGCAGUCAGCCCGGUGGUCGGCCGCGACAGCGAGAUAGACCGUGUCAUCUCCAUCCUCUGCCGCAAGACCAAGAACUGUGCCGCGCUGGUCGGUGCUGCAGGAGUAGGCAAGACAGCCAUCGCCGAGGGCCUUGCACAGCGCAUCGCUGCCGGGAAGGUCCCUGCAGCACUUGCCGGGGCUCGCGUUGUGGAUGUUGAUCUCGGGGCGAUGGUGGCCGGGACCAUGUUCCGUGGCAUGUUCGAGGAACGCUUGAAAGGCGUGAUAAAGAAGGCGGAGGAUUCAGGUGGCAAGAUAGUUCUAUUCAUCGACGAGAUGCACACGCUUCUCGGCGCCGGUGCAGUGAGGGGGGGAUGCCAGGAUGCUGCCAAUAUGCUGAAGCCGGCGUUGGCCCGUGGUCGCAUCCGCUGUGUGGGUGCGACGACUUUUGAUGAUUACCGUAAGUACAUUGAGAAGGAUGCCGCACUCGAGCGGCGGUUCCAGAAGGUGCACGUUGAGGAGCCUAGCGCGCAGGCCACCAUUGCCAUGCUGCGGGCGCUAAAGCAGCAGUAUGAACAGCACCAUGGCUUAGAAAUCCAAGAUGCCGCUCUUGUUGCUGCCGUACAGCUCGCUGGCCGCUACAUCACCGGUCGUCAAUUUCCUGAUAAGGCAAUUGACCUGAUUGAUGAGGCUUGUGCCACAGCAACCAAAACAAUGAUGCGAGUUGGCGACCAAAAAGAGAAUGUUAACACUGUGCAGUGUAGCUCUAAAAAUGCAGUGAAGGAG
Messenger RNA from Triticum dicoccoides, 1280 nucleotides. Its product is annotated as chaperone protein ClpB 2-like. The annotation marks the transcript as partial. The record is from RefSeq and is a predicted model, not a curated record. The transcript is spliced from 3 exons. Gene Ontology annotation, cellular component: cytoplasm. Lineage: Eukaryota; Viridiplantae; Streptophyta; Magnoliopsida; Poales; Poaceae. Gene Ontology annotation, molecular function: ATP hydrolysis activity; ATP binding. Gene Ontology annotation, biological process: cellular response to heat.